Cajanus cajan (pigeon pea) is the source of this 599-nucleotide messenger RNA. Lineage: Eukaryota; Viridiplantae; Streptophyta; Magnoliopsida; Fabales; Fabaceae. The record is from RefSeq and is a predicted model, not a curated record.
CCCUUUUGCAACAACUCAAUCACAAAGCAACUUCUCUUUUCUUCACAGGCUCAAAUCAGAUAUUGAGAGAGCACAACUUCAAAAAGAAAAAACACUUAAACAUGUCUACUACACAUUUUUCCCUUGUUACCAUUUUCCUCCUCCUUUCACUAAAUUGUCUUGGCACAAGCAUGGGUGGAAGGGUCAUUCCCCUAAGUGCUCCAAGCACAGUGAUAGGGCCACUAGUUUCAUCAGAAGUUGAAAACUACGUGAAGCCACAGAUUGAUCAAAAGCAGAAAGCGUUCCAAGGAAGAGAAGUGAAGGGUUGCUUGCCAAAAGGUUCUAGGCAUAACUCCGCUCCAAGCAGAUUUGUCAACUACAAGACACAAGGUUCUGGUGGCUGUUCUAGAAUGUAUCCAGGGAAACCUUGAUGAAGCCCUUUAAUUUGUUCAACAUGGAACCAUAUUAAGCCUUGAGUUCCAUUUUUGUAUAUGACUUUUCACUUUUCAAGGUCAAGAGUGGUUGAAAGAUGAGAAAAAGAAAACCACUUACUUUGCUUAUUAUGAUGGAUAUAUUUGCUGCUUGCAAUUUUGAACCAUGUGCAUGGGAAUUAAGGUGAA